AUGUCGGCGAUGGAAAGCGAGAAAAAGACGUCAAAAACAGUGGACAAUGUCGACGUCGAGAUUGCAGAAACAAUCGACGAGCGUACGGCUGUCCAUACGCCUACCCACGGCCUCGAGACCAAGCCAGAGACGGAUCUUGAGAAGCAGCAGCAAAAGGAUAUCGAGGAGCAACGGGAUGGUCUCCCAGCUCCCAUCGAGCUCACCUGGGACAAGGGGCCAACUGCCUGGUUGACCGUCUUUGGCGCAUGGUGCAUUCUCUUUUGCACAUUUGGUAUGACCAACGCCUACGGUGUCUAUCAAGAUUUCUACGUCCGGCAUUUCUUGACGGAUUACACGCCCUCGGAGAUUGGCUGGAUCGGCUCCGUCCAACUCUUCUUCCAGUUCUCAAUGGGCUUAAUCGCCGGCAAACUCUUUGACGGGGGUCACUUUUACCCAAUGAUGACCGCCUCGUGCCUUCUCUACAUCUUUUCGUACUAUAUGCUCUCCCUUACGCACCCCAAUGCCUUUUACCAAGUCCUCCUCGCCCAAGGGUUUGGCGCAGGAAUUGCUCUCGGGUUCCUCUUCCUCCCAUCCAUUGGUGUCAUUGCGCACCAUUUUAGGCGUCGUAGGAGCUUUGCGAUGGGCAUCGUCGUCUCGGGGAGCAGUUGUGGUGGUGUCGUAUUCCCGAUCAUGCUCAACAAGUUGAUUGAGCGUAAAGGGUUUGCACAGGCCACUCGCUCCGCGGCGUAUUUGUGCACUGGAUUGAUGGCUAUUGCACUCGUGUGCAUGCGUACGAGGCUUCCUCCCCGUAGCAAGAUGCCUCCUCCACCCCCCGGAGGAGAAGCCCCUCCGCCGCCGCCCAAGAUGAUCGAGCUCCUCAAGGAUACAAAGUACAUGCUGACUAUUGCUGCUGCGUUCGUCAACAUUCUCGGAAUCUUUACGCCAAUCUUCUACAUGCAGCUCUACUCCAUCAAUCACAACGUUGAUCCGACGCUCGCAUUCUACACACUCACGAUCCUCAACGCUGGCUCGAUUAUCGGUCGUAUCGUACCAAACUUUAUUGGCGAUAUCUGGGGCCCUUUCAACACAAUCAUCGUAUGCACAAUCUCCUGCGCAAUCCUCAUCAUCUGUCUACUCGCCGCAAAGACUGCGGCGGGAAUAAUUGUUAUUGCCGUACUUUAUGGCAUCUUUAGUGGUGCCUACAUUUCCUUGAUCAGCCCCCUAUUCGCCACUCUCUCGCGCAGCAUCUCAGAGAUUGGUAUCCGUCUCGGAUUUGCAUUUACCGUCGUUGCAUUUUCUGGGCUCGCGGGUACACCUAUCAUGGGUGCGUUACUCACGAAUGAGCUCAAGUGGAGUAGACCUAUUGGUCUCUCGGCGGGUUUCAUGUUCCUCGGUUUCUUCCUCCUCAUUGCUGCACGAAUGAUCACGGCAAAGGAGAAGAAGACUUGGAGAGUAUAG
Molecule: messenger RNA, 1437 nt
Organism: Serendipita indica DSM 11827
Lineage: Eukaryota; Fungi; Basidiomycota; Agaricomycetes; Sebacinales; Serendipitaceae
Source: the annotation of a GenBank genome assembly